AUGUUAUGGGUAGAUAAAUAUAAACCAACUUCACUUGAUCAUAUGGAUUAUCAUCCUGAUUUAUCACUUCAUUUAAAGAAUAUGAUUAAAUCAUCAGAUUUCCCUCAUUUAUUAGUAUAUGGACCAUCGGGAGCAGGUAAAAAGACAAGGAUUAUGGCAAUUCUUAAAGAGGUGUAUGGACCCAAUUGUCUAAAGUUAAAGAUUGAUCAUCGUACAUUUAAACAUCCAUCUACCAACAAGAAUCUUCAGGUGACUACGAUCAGUUCACCCUAUCAUAUAGAAAUCAAUGCUGGUGAGGCUGGCAGCAACGACAGAUUGAUUGUACAGAGUAUCAUCAAAGAGAUUGCUCAAUCACCUCCUAUCGACUCGUCAGUGUUUGGUGCUUUCAAGAUUGUUAUUCUCAACGAAGUCGAUAAACUUUCAAAGGAUGCUCAACAUGCUCUUCGUCGUACAAUGGAAAAAUAUGCUGCCUCUUGUAGACUUAUCCUUUGUUGUGAUAGUACAAGUAGAGUAAUUGAUCCAAUUCGUAGUAGAUGUCUUGGUAUUAGAGUUCCUGCUCCUUCAAUUGCUGAUGUACAAAAUGUUUUAAAUAUAGUAGCAACAAAAGAGAAAUUUGAAUUGCCAAAGAAAAUAUCAGAGGAAAUAGCAGUAAAGGCAAAAGGUAAUCUAAGAUAUGCAUUGUUAAUGUUGGAAGCAAAAAAGGCAAAACAAUAUCCCUUUGUUGAAGGAGUUCCAUUGUUGGAUUGGGAAAAUUAUAUUCAAGUCAUUGCAAGAGACAUCAUUAUGGAACAAACUCCUGCCAAGUUGAUGGCAGUCAGAGCUAAACUUUACGAACUCAUUGGUCAUUGUAUUCCACCCGAACUCAUCAUUAAAACUCUAACUCUUGAACUAUUGGAUAGUAUUGAUAAUUCCCUUAAAUGUGAAACUAUUCAUUGGGCUGCUUUUUAUGAACAUCGUAUACAAAUUGGAACAAAACCAAUAUUUCAUUUAGAAGCAUUCAUUGCUAAAUUUAUGAGUUGUUAUAAGAAAUUUAAUUCUGAACCAUUUGUAGCUCAAUAA
Molecule: messenger RNA, 1059 nt
Organism: Cavenderia fasciculata
Lineage: Eukaryota; Evosea; Eumycetozoa; Acytosteliales; Cavenderiaceae
Gene: rfc3
Product: replication factor C subunit
Exons: 4
Coding region: 1-1059 (352 amino acids)
Biological process (GO): DNA-templated DNA replication; DNA repair
Cellular component (GO): nucleus; DNA replication factor C complex
Molecular function (GO): DNA binding; ATP hydrolysis activity; DNA clamp loader activity
Source: RefSeq, a predicted model, not a curated record